CCUACCCACGAUGCAGCGCGGUUGCAUACAACAUAGCCAUCUUGUCAAGAGUGACUGACUGAGGGAAGUAACUGUAGGCGCUGAGAGGAGACUAUUUUGUCGAAAGGCGGUGAAAUCCAGGAGGUCUUUCUUCCCUCUACUGAAAAGUGAAGGUCUCCACCGACUGACUGUGAGCUGGUGAAGUGAGCAGCUUCAAAGGACUGCUUUCGGGAGGAUGUCUCACAGACUUGUUCCGACGUAGGGGGAGUGUGCAGCAGCCAGUUGGCUUGACUUGCUAGCUAGCUCGGUGAGUGGAGGGCUGUGGGCCCUCCUCAGCCUUGAAGUAGCUCCCGAAGCUGGGCGACACACUCUGCGACAACGACAGUUUGACAACCGGGGGACACAAGCGGGGACGGUCCGGAGUGACACGACGCUGAAAGAACAGGCUGCUGGAAUCGGUGUGUAAAAGCCGCAUAGCUUGGACAAGACUGAACUGUGGCGUUAUGAGUCCAUGAAACGCAACAGGAGCCCGAGAGAGGAAGAGGGAUGGCGUAGAUUCAUAUUGAUCACAGUUAGCUUGUCAAAGUGUGUUUAAUAUGAUCUGAGGUGUUUAAAAGCUGCCUCUCUCUGACGGAGGAUACACAGAACCGUACUGGACUAAGAAUCAGGCUGUCAAAAUGUCGAAAAUGCCGGCUAAGAAGAAAAGCUGUUUCCAGAUCACCAGUGUGACUCAGGCCCAGGUGGCGGCUAUAGGUGCCACGGACGACACGGAGAGUCUGGAGGACCCGGACGAGUCCCGGACCGAGGAUGUGUCAUCUGAGAUAUACGACAUGUCUCGUGCUGAGUACGAGCCCGCGUGCGAUAGAAGUUCAUCCGAAGAAGCCCUGAAUAAUGUCGGAGAGCCAGAGGCGACCAGUGUCAUGGCCCCAUCACACAUACCUCAACCCGGCCAGCUGCCCGCGCUGUCCAGUAAUCCCAUCAUCGGAGACAUGAUUCGGAAGGUGGGAGUGUCGGGCUCGGCUCAGGCCGGUCAGCAGCCGCAGGGGAUCGGCGUGUCAAGUGGUUUACCCCUCUCCUCUCAGCCUGGGGCAGUGCAGCAGCAGCAACAGUCUGCUUCAGCAGGUGUGUCAGUAAACACAUCACAACCUACUGCAGUGACAAGCAGUCCAGCACCCCCUCCUGCCACCUCCACGGUGAGUUGUACUUCACGCUUCAGGGUCAUUAAACUCGAUCAUGGUACUGGAGAACCCUUCAGAAGAGGCAGGUGGACAUGUACAGAGUUUUAUGAGAAGGACUCUGAGAGCUCUGCUGUUAGUAGGACUGUAGAUGGUAUCAGGCAUGCCAACGCAGGAGUGGACCCAAGUGCAGACAGAGACAGCGGGCUAGGGCUUACAGGAGGAUCUGUGGUUGCCCCGACAACAUUCUCAGGUCAGGGCUUGGGUUCCGUGGCUGAUGCUUCUCUCUCGUCACCCCGCAUGCAAUCAGUGGAUACACUAUCCCAGCAGCAGCAGCAGCAGCAGCAGCUCCACCAACAGAACUUCAGUGUCCGGCAGCAGGGUGGGAGCGGGUCGACAACACAGAAUGCUUUCUCCAGCAGCAAGCCCACUGUGCUACCCACUCAGCCGUCAGUGGGAGGUCUCCAGCCUCCUGCCCCCCAGAGCAUGCUGCCUGUCGGACAAAAUGGCUUGCUUCAAUCCGGUGUCGCCAUACAGAAGUCUCCUAUCAUGCCCCCCUCAGUCCAGCCCAUCCCUUACCCUCCUCAGCAACAGCAGCAGCUUCCUUUGGGCCACCACCUGAGCGGCCAAACGUCUGGACUGCUACAGAACCAGACAGAGUACUAUCAUCAGCAGCAGCAGUCAGUUCUUGGUGCAGGCCAGUCCCUCCCAGUGUCCAGCCUGUCUGCAGGGCCUUCUUCAGUUUUGCCUCGAGCCCCUGGGGGCUUGCCUGUGCCAAGUCAGGUUGGAGAUGCUGCAGGAGCAGGAGGUGGAUCUGUACCUUCAGGUCAGAUAGCCCCGAGCCUUUUGCAGCAGCAGCAAACUGUAGGAAUGGGAGGUGUGGGGGGCUCCAUACUGGUUGGUGGAUCCACAUAUGCAGCCACUGGACAGCCUCAACCCCUCGGCCUCCACCCUACAUCCUCCGGUGUACAAAAUGUGCCUGCCAUCGCAGUGAGCUCCAGUGUGCCCACCACUGUGCCCGCUGCUGUGCCCAGUGCCUCCAGUGCAGCCUUGCCAAAUGUGACAGCCUCCAGUUUGCCUCCAGGUCAGAUUCCCCUUAGCAAGAUCCCAGUGGGUGUGGGGGCACAGGGCCUCCCAGGAGCUGGAUUUGGACUUGCGGAGGGUGGUGGAGGGAAAUCAGAGGGUCUUGUCAACGCACAGUCUCCUGUCAUCUCUGGGAAGGAAGCAGCGAAACCCUUCAUGCCUGAGAGCCUGCAGCUCGCCACGCCAACAGUCAACAGCCUGUUUGGAAUCCAAAUACCUGUCGACGGGGAGGUGGACAGAGCCUCGGGAACAAAUGUUGCUGCCAUCGAUAAUAAAAUAGAACAGGCAAUGGACCUGGUGAAAAGCCAUCUGAUGUAUGCAGUGCGUGAGGAGGUGGAGGUGUUAAAGGAGCAGAUCAAGGAGCUGUACGAGAGGAACUCUGUGCUGGAGAGGGAGAACGCCGUGUUGAAAUCUCUGGCCAAUAGCGAGCAGCUGUCUCAGCUGCCCUCCCAAUCGCCCGCCAGCUCCGGCAGCAUGCUUCCCCAGCAAGGACUCAGCCAGCCCCCGCCACAGGCUCAGCCUCCGCUUCAAGUCCAGCCCCCGCCUCAGCCUCAGCAGUCCCAGCCCCAGCUCCAGCACAACCCCAAACCCCAGCAGCUUCAGACUCAGCCUCAGCUUGAUCCCAGCCAACAGCAACAGCAACAGCAACAGCAACUGCAACCCAACGUCACCUCCGCUUGAAGUGCAUCUGCCCUGCUUCCCCUAGGGCAUGAAAAAAGAAGAGCAUCUUCUCUGCAACCUAUUACAAAAUUAGUGUAUGUGAAAUUAAAAAGAAGAAAAAACUCUUUGUCUUCUUAGCCACCAGCUUGACCACAAAGUACAGCUUGUAUGUAUGUGUGAGUGAGUGUUUGAGUGUAGGGUAAGAAAGCAGGCAUGACUGUCUAAUGUAAGUGUGUAUGCAUCUGUACUGUGGGCCUUUCCAGUGUUAAUGCAAUCAUCAGAGAGCGAGUGAGAAAGACUUGGACAGAGGAGGAGUAUGUUGAGACUGGAUUGUGUCAGAGAAGGGUCGGGAGGUUUUUCAUCUUGGCUGUAUUCCCAGAACGGCCGACUGCUGGGUCCGAGCUCGUGGACGGGAUGUCUCAUCUUGGACCCAGGCGGCGUCGCUGACCUGAGACCUGCUCAUACUGAGGGUGUGGAAAGGGAGGGGUUCGCCUCACAUAAGGGACAAACAGAAGUGAUUGUCAAAACAGAGAGUGAUUAUUUUUUUAAACCGUGAGAUAAAUGAGGGGGUGAAGGGGUAUUUUUAGCCUUGCUGUUUAUCUUGUAUUGAAAGAAGUGGGAGAGAUUGAGUCUUGUUUUUUUUUUUCUCUGGGGGCGCCACACCGCUGCCGUUACUUUUUACAUCAAGUCCAACCCUUGCAUCAGUCUUUUUGAGUUCUACUGUUAAGUGUUUUAUUUAUUACAGGGCUGCUAUUUUCACACAUGAACAAGUUCAUGAAACCUGUUUAACAGUAGCCCAGUGGAUUGUUUCCCAUUAUCUUUUACAGUGUUUCAACAUUUUGGCCAUCGUUCCAAGAGGCAACGCUUUGGAUUUGUUAAAAAAAGUAGGCAAAAAAUGAAUUCUGACAAAUGUUUAACACUAACUCAAAUUUUACUCUCAAAUUGCCAAUUCCUAGUUAAAGUUCCAGUAUGAAUGUACAUUUUUGUAUAGUUUAAGUAUUAAGAGCCUUGAUGGGUGACUCCAUCUGUUGACAUCAAAUCUUAACGUGUGCCUGCAGACGGCAUCUGGUGAAGAUUUAACUCUUUAAUCGAAAAGUGAAUUAGUGUUGCCAUACCCCCCUCCUUCUUUUUCCUCCAUUGUUUUCCCGAGGGGGGCAGGAGGGGAAAGCUGUGAAAUAUUUCAACCUACUUUGUAACCAAAGAUGCAAAGCUGUGUAAAUUGAUUAUUUUUAAAUGCACACUCAUGUAUUUUUCUUCUUUUUGUUACUUUCUCCUUCACAAAAUAUUUUGUUGCUGUUCAGCAUGUUUUGCAUGAUCUGUAAUCUUCAAACCACUUUCUUACCUCAUUUUUAUUCAGCACUCUUAUUGUAAGAUAGUCUGUGAACAGUGUAAAUGGGCGAGGGGGAGGGGGUGGGGGGGGCAAUGCAGAGCAGAGUGGGCGCAGAGAAAAAUAACCUAGUGUUACUGACACUAGUCACAGAAAAAUGAAGUGAGCCAUGUUUUGUUCAUUUAAAUGGUGUUUGAAUUUCAUAUGCCAAUAGUUUUGUUACAUUGCAAAUUUUAAUGUAUUUAAUAAAAGCAAUAUUCAGAUUCCAAAA
This is a messenger RNA of Notolabrus celidotus (New Zealand spotty), 4495 nucleotides long. RefSeq names its product TSC22 domain family protein 2-like. The transcript is spliced from 3 exons. Lineage: Eukaryota; Metazoa; Chordata; Actinopteri; Labriformes; Labridae. The record is from RefSeq and is a predicted model, not a curated record. The coding region runs from base 657 to 2918 and encodes 753 amino acids. Gene Ontology annotation, biological process: regulation of transcription by RNA polymerase II.